GACGCGUUUCUAUGUGGAGCUUUGAUUUGCUGACCCCUGUGACGUCAUAGGAAUCUCCUCCUACUCUCCAGUAGAGGACAGAGAAAAUAUGGCGUCGUCCCUGAGAUCCUUCCUGCGGUCAGGAAAGAACGUCGUCCUGGUUCUGGGGCGGCGCAGGUUUCACGGGAGCGGAUCCGCCGCUGUGCAGGUCACAGUCCGCGAUGCCCUGAACCAGGCCAUGGAUGAGGAGCUGGAGCGGGACGAGCGGGUGUUCCUGAUGGGAGAGGAGGUCGCCCAGUACGAUGGUGCUUACAAGGUUAGCAGAGGCUUGUGGAAGAAGUAUGGAGACAAACGCAUCAUUGACACGCCUAUCUCAGAGAUGGGCUUCGCUGGCAUCGCAGUGGGAGCAGCCAUGGCCGGUCUGAGACCCAUUUGUGAGUUCAUGACCUUUAACUUCUCCAUGCAAGCCAUCGAUCAGGUGAUCAACUCUGCGGCAAAGACCUACUACAUGUCAGCCGGGCAGCAGCCAGUCCCCAUCGUCUUCAGAGGACCCAACGGGGCCUCAGCCGGCGUGGCGGCACAGCACUCGCAGUGCUUUGCUGCCUGGUACGCUCACUGUCCGGGUCUGAAGGUUGUCAGUCCAUGGAACUCUGAAGAUGCUAGAGGUCUCCUGAAAUCAGCCAUCAGAGAUGACAACCCUGUUGUGUUUUUGGAGAACGAGCUAAUGUACGGGGUUUCCUUCGAGAUGACGGAGGAGUCGCAGUCCAAAGACUUCACCAUUCCCAUCGGCGAGGCCAAGGUUGAAAGACAAGGGAGUCAUGUCACCCUGGUGUCUCACUCGCGCUACGUCGGCCACUGCCUCGACGCCGCCGCUGUGCUCGCAAAGGAAGGAAUCGAGUGUGAGGUGAUCAACCUGCGGACCAUCCGCCCCAUGGACGUGGAGAGCAUUGAGGCCAGCGUGAUGAAGACCAACCACCUGGUGACGGUGGAGGGCGGCUGGCCUCAGUUUGGAGUUGGAGCUGAGAUCUGCGCCAGGGUCAUGGAAGGUCCUGCCUUUAACUAUCUGGAUGCUCCGGUUACCAGGGUAACGGGUGUUGACAUCCCCAUGCCGUAUGCUAAGACCCUGGAGGAACACAGUCUUCCUCAGGUCAAAGACAUCAUCUUCUCUGUUAAGAAAACCCUGAACAUCUAAGGUGACCCCUCCCCAGGAAAUGCUCCUCUAGGAAGAGUCUGGAUGUUGGUCCAGGAAACCUUCAUUCCUCAAAGAUUUCUGCAGCUGAAACAGGUGUGGGGGGGAUAUUUAUUGUGGGUAUUUGCAGUUCUAAAAUUAACUCCUUACAUCCUUUUCUGGAGCUUUCUCUUGGAAUAAAUGGAAUGAACCAAUCAAA
This is a messenger RNA of Oryzias latipes (Japanese medaka), 1367 nucleotides long. RefSeq names its product pyruvate dehydrogenase E1 subunit beta (gene pdhb). The record is from RefSeq and is a predicted model, not a curated record. Gene Ontology annotation, cellular component: pyruvate dehydrogenase complex. Gene Ontology annotation, molecular function: pyruvate dehydrogenase (acetyl-transferring) activity. Lineage: Eukaryota; Metazoa; Chordata; Actinopteri; Beloniformes; Adrianichthyidae. Gene Ontology annotation, biological process: pyruvate decarboxylation to acetyl-CoA.